AUGGCGCUGGUCGCGGCCGCGGCCGCCGCGGCCGCCGGGGUGAGCCAGGCGGCGGUGCUGGGCUUUCUGCAGGAGAACGGCGGGAAGGUGCGCAACUCUGAGCUGCUGAGCCGCUUCAAGCCGCUGCUGGAUGCUGGCGACCCAGGCGGCCGUGCCGCCCGCAGGGACCGUUUCAAGCAAUUUGUCAACGACGUGGCGGUGGUGAAGGAGCUCGACGGCGUCAAAUUCGUGGUGCUGAGGAAGAAGCCGCGGCCCCGGGAGGGACCAGAGCCGCCGCCCUCCGGCUUCCCGAGCGCCCCGGGGGCACGAGCCCCGCCGUCGAAGAUCACUUCCGUCUCACAGGGGGAAACCGCUGCCUCGGGGGCUCCACCCUUGGUCUCGGCGCAGAAGGCCGUGGAACCACCUGAGGACCCGACUCCUCCAUCAGAGCCGCAGGACACCCCUGGGGCUCCGGCCUCUGAGCCCACGCAGCUGACUAAGGGGCUGCUGUUAGGCCCGGCCCGGCAGCCCGCGGGCGCCUCGGACCCCCAGAUUCCAGCCUUUGAGCUAGCCCAGCCCUCCGAGGGACGCUCUGCAGACGUGGCCCCACCGUCCGGGGCACCGUGGGAGGCAGCCUUGCCCCGUGCAGAGCCUCCAGACCCGGAACCUGGGCCGAGGUUGACGAAAGGGCCGCCACCACCCCCUCCUCCUCGCGCGCCGCCUCAAAAGCCCUGCAUGCUGCCGGUGCGCUGCGUCCCGGGCCCCGCUGCGCUCCGGAUCCGCGCGGAGGAGCAGGGCCUUCGCCGGCAGCUGUCGGAGGAGCCCAGCCCGCGGAGCUCCCCGCUGCUGCUGCGGAGGCUCUCGGUAGAAGAGUCCGGCCUGGGUCUCGGCCUGGGUCUCAGCCUGGGCCCGGGCCGCUCCCCUCACCUGAGGCGCCUGUCGCGCGCUGGCCCGCGCCUGCUAAGCCCCGACACCGAGGAGGUGCCCGCCGCACCGCCGCCGUCCGCCGUGCCGCUGGAGCCGGCCGAACACGAGUGGCUAGUGCGGGCGGCCGGGGGCCGCUGGACCCACCAGCUGCACGGGCUGCUACUGCGCGACCUCGGCCUGGCGGCCAAACGCGACUUCAUGUCUGGUUUCACGGCCCUGCAUUGGGCCGCCAAGAGCGGCGACCUAGAGAUGGUGCAGCAGCUGGUGGAGGUCGCGCGGCGUGGGGGCGCGCGGGUCGACGUGAACGCGCGUUCACACGGCGGCUACACGCCACUGCACCUGGCUGCUCUGCACGGCCGCGAGGAUGCAGCGGUGCUGCUGGUGGUCCGCCUGGGUGCGCAGGUGCACGUGCGUGACCACAGUGGGCGGCGCGCUUACCAGUACCUGCCAUCCGGCGCCUCGUACGCGCUGCGCCGCCUACUUGGCGACCCCGGCCUGCGAGGACCUACCGAGACCGAUGCGACCGGUGGUGGUAGUGGCAGUUUUGCGGCCCGGCGCCCGGUGCAGGUGGCUGCCACCAUCCUCAGUUCCACUACCAGCGCGUUUCUGGGCGUCCUGGCCGACGACCUGAUGCUCCAGGAUCUGGCUCGAGGCAUGAGGAAGUCGGGCUCCUUAAUCAAAUUCUUGGGUGCCUCUCCCAUGCCUCCUCGUAAAAAGACAAAGACACGCGGUAGCCUUCCAGCCUUUUCAGAAAUCUCCCGUCGGCCCACUCCGGGGCCCUUGGCUGGUCUCGUGCCCAGCCUACCCCCAGCAACCUGA
Molecule: messenger RNA, 1725 nt
Organism: Hippopotamus amphibius kiboko
Lineage: Eukaryota; Metazoa; Chordata; Mammalia; Artiodactyla; Hippopotamidae
Gene: SOWAHA
Product: sosondowah ankyrin repeat domain family member A
Exons: 1
Coding region: 1-1725 (574 amino acids)
Molecular function (GO): protein binding
Source: RefSeq, a predicted model, not a curated record